This is a messenger RNA of Habropoda laboriosa, 2463 nucleotides long. Its product is annotated as neurofilament heavy polypeptide-like. Lineage: Eukaryota; Metazoa; Arthropoda; Insecta; Hymenoptera; Apidae. The transcript has 2 exons. Bases 1 to 2463 code for a protein of 820 amino acids. The record is from RefSeq and is a predicted model, not a curated record.
AUGGACGAUUGGAGCCAACGUGUCAAGCUACUUCUGGAUCAGAUAUACACCGUGGACCCGUACUAUGUACAGAACAACGAGACCAGGCUGGUCAAUCAGGUCUCGUACGCUGACAUCGCUGCUGGUCGCACCAGUCCAAACUCUAGAGGUUCUAGUCCCUUUAGAAAUCCUCGAGACGAGGCUGCGCCGACGCCGCUCGCGAUUCAGGUGUUCAGACCUACCGCGCAAUUGUCGAGAACCAACAACGAGAUCCAGAAACAGCCGCCUGUCGUCGAAUCUGUCCGCGACAACGUUACGCAACAACAGCCGGCUGUGAAGCAGACAGAGACGAGAGCGAAGGAAGAACAGAGUAAAGUCGAGGAGGUGCCUGAACAAAGGGAGCCAGAGAUCAAAAUCGAAGCAACUAGACAUGUCUCUAAAGUCGAUUCUGUGGACAGCAAGAGUAGAAUUCAAUCUAGACGAGGUGGUUCCGUUAGAAAAGAAGCUGCGACAGAGAUCAGAAGAGAAAGUCGCGAGAGGAAUCCAUCUGCGGAGACUGAAAACCCGGUGGAUACUUCGAGAGUGCUGGAACAGAGGAGAGAACCAAUGGUACUGAGGAACACGUUGGCACCUAAGGAAGAGAGGAGAGGAAGAUCGGCUAGUCCUAUCUGGGUGCCAGGUUCCACCUCGUACGCUGAUAUUCUGAGAGGGAAAACUUCGAGGAGUCCUUCGGUGGAGACUGGCAAAGACGCGAGUGUCGUUGGUAGAGAGAUCAGGGACACUGUGCUCGAGGAGUCUUCCGUGGAAAGUGUUCAGGGGGAGAAUGUCGAUUUGAAGGUGCCUAGAGUCGAAGUUGACGAGGAAUUGGAGGUUUCUGGAGAGACUAGCGUGGAGGAAUCUAGUCAACAAGUGACAGUAGAGAAUUAUCCGCAGCAACAAACUGAAGUGGUAGCUGAAGUAGCACCAGAAGUCACUCCUUCUGCGGUGAAAUCUCACGAGAAGUCGAGAGAGACGCCGACUAGUUGGGCAGACGAGUCUAUGGAGGAGUAUGUCUUGAUGAACGAGAAGAAUUACGAGAACGUGACGAGACCGGUGCCGCAACAAGUUUCCGAAGUCUACAAUUAUAUCCAUCCGCCUCUUCCGGAAUUGGUGGGAUUCAUCGGGUCUCAGAUAGCCUAUCCGGUCAGUUCUUACGUGUACAUGCCGGCUGCACCGCCUCAACCGAUCGCUCUUCCUCAUUACACCGAGAGUCAGAUCAGUUUCCCUACGGAACAGUACGUUGCACAGCCUAGUUACAUCCCAGAGCCGGAGAUUUACCAGCAGAAUCCGUUGCAGAAGCCUCAGCAGAAGCCUCAUCAGCCUAAGUACAAGAAUCCUCCGAAGAAUCCGCCUGUUGUGGUGCAGAACGUCGAAGAGAAGUGUUUACCUAGUCAAACUCCACCUGCUGUGGAUCCUCCUGCUGUGGAUCCACCUGUUGCUCAGUCUGUCGUUCAACCUGUUGCUCAGUCUGUCGUUCAACCUGUUGCUCAGUCUGUCGUUCAACCAGCUGUUCAACCGGUUGAAGUGUCUGAACCUGAGAAACCCGUGGAGCAGGAGCAACCUGUGCAGCAACCUGUGACAGCUUCAGAGACAGCAACUGUGAAGCAAAAACCUGCGACUUCGAGUGAGAGCAAGACGUUCUCGUACGCUCAGAUCUUGUCACAGGGGCUCAGUCCUAAACCAACGCCAACCACGAGUGCGCAACCUUGGGCAGCGACGACUUUAGCGUUGAGACAGGUGAAGGAACGUUCUCGAUCGCCUGUAAAUUCGACGACUUCCUCGGUGCACGAGAACAGUCCUCCGCAGGAGGCGAGGCAGGUUCGAGAGUCCUCUGUGACUAAGCAGGAGGCGAGGCAGGUUCGAGAGUCCUCUGUGACUAAGCAGGAGGCGAGACAGGAGUGGGACACUACGAGGAGGAGAGAGACGAGGAAGACACACCAGGAUGCGCCAAAGUCGAAGAUUCCUGAGAAGAGAGCUCGCAGAGGACCCGAGCACCCGAGGGAGAAGCCUCAGAAAGAGAAGGUUAGGGGUAACGUGGAGCAGUUCAGGCAGUUGGAGGUGAAAGAGGUAGUUGGUGUGGAGGAAUCUGGUGUUUCUAAGGUGGUUUCGAAGAUCGGUGAGGCUGAGGUUCAGAAGGUGGAGGAGGUUCGACAGGAGAGAGAGGUUGAGGUUCAGAGACAGGAUGAAAAAGAGGAGAAGGUGGAGGUUCGGCAGAGGGGCAGAUCUCAGGAGAAGAAGAGAAAGCCGAGGAAGAAGAAGACGGAGAAGUCGGUGGACGAUGAGAUUGAUAAGGCUUUGAAGGAGAUCGAGGAUAUGGAUAAGCAGAAAAAGAGGGACAAGUCGAGGGAACAGAGUAAGAGUAAAGAGCCAGCUGCGAUGGAGAAGCCUAAGGAAGAAAGCGAGAAGAAGAAUGCGAAGUCGAGUGAGAAGAAGAAGCAGGGUUAA